AUGAAUUACGGUGGAUCUGAGGACGGCAAGUGGAAGGAGAAUCAACCGGUACCAAAGGUGAUAGUGAUGGGCAGCAGCACUGCAUCAGAAAACACGAUAAACACAAGUACAGACAGCUCCAACACAAUCGUAACGACAGUUACCGCCACAGACGGUGAAGCAACUGAAGACAGCCUGGACUUUCCAGAACUCGAUAUAUUCGCUUCCGAAAACAUUCUGGACAAUUCCAAGAUGCCCAACGCCAUACUGGAACCGAUACCAGUAUCCCCCAAAACUCCCGCAACUGCCAAACAGAGAACUCCUCCCACCGGCAAAAGAACAGACACCAAGUUCACCUUCGAAGUCCACAACUCGAAGAACUCCAUUCCAAUGGAGGAACUCACUCCCAAAAGAGACGAUAGAUUCAUCUACGACAAUGACACCUAUUCACAGAAAAGUACCGUAGACUCAUUGAUGGAGGAGCAGAUAGAAGCAUUGAAGCUCGAAGCUAGGAGGAGGAACAGCUACAGGCAGGCGGCGCAAAACCUUGACGUGAUUGAGGUUAUGAGUGAGGAUAGGAACGGUUGUCAGAUGAGCCCCAAGGAGCACAGGAGGAGCUUCAAGAAGAAGCUGGACGUGGAUAAGCAGAAGAGGGAGAAGACUUCGCCGAAGAGGAGGGCUGAGAGGGCGAUGAAUUCGUCACCUGAGGAUUCUGAUUCGCCGAAACCGAAACAUAGAGAGCAUCAACGUUUUCAAUAUUUAGAUAAGUCAAAAGGCGUUGUGAAGCAGCAAAGGGGCAUAUUGAACAAAAACCUCCAUAGCCUCCGUGUGAGUAAACAAAAAAUCAUCAAUAGGCAGUUCGCUACUCAUUUCAAUGAUUUCCCCGACACACAAGCAUCCCUUUUCUCUAGAAAAGCCGAUCUCACUGUGCCAAACAUAAGCAUGUCAGGAGUAACCAUACCUUUGAAGACAUCCAUUCCUCUGCUUGGUAUCACUAUCAGCAAUAACCUCUCUUGGGAAAAUCACGUGAGAUCAAUUGCUAAAAGUGCAUCCCAAAAACUUGGUUUUCUGUUUCGGGCCAGGAGCUAUUUCACUUCCAGUCAGCUGCUUAUGAUCUAUAAGGCACAGAUCCGACCUGUCCUGGAAUACUGUUCCCAUAUUUGGAGUGCUGAACCCAAACAUACCCUGAAACUAUUGGAUUCUGUUCAAAAGAGGGCAAUUCAUCUCGUGGGUGAUGCCUCGCUCACAAACUCACUCACUUCUCUGACACCAAGAACUGUGCACUAUAAACUAAUACAAACAUGGAUAUGA
Molecule: messenger RNA, 1290 nt
Organism: Phaedon cochleariae (mustard beetle)
Lineage: Eukaryota; Metazoa; Arthropoda; Insecta; Coleoptera; Chrysomelidae
Source: the annotation of a GenBank genome assembly